AUGCGUACUCAACAACUUCUCGCUCUCAGUGGCCUUCUGCUCGCCAGCAAUGUCGCUAUCGCAUCUAAGCUCGACCACGAUGAUGUUCCCAACCGGUGUUGGGAAGCCUGUGGAUCGGUGGUGAACACCGCUCAGCGCUGUGACCACCAGCAUGAUAAUGACGACUCGGCUGAGAUCCAGUGCAUUUGUGAUUGGGAUGUUGCAAAGACCCAAGUACCUCUCUGCGCAGCUUGUAUCGACAAGUAUGAUCGUGACUACGAUACCGACGACGACAACGAUGACGAUGACAAUGACGAUGAUAAUGAGGCUCUCGAGAUCGUCCGCUCGUGCAACUUCAGCACAACCACCUACAACGCUUCUGCGGCCACCAGUACUGGUUCAACCACUACAACUGGAUCGGGAGCUGCUGCUACCACCACCGGUGCUUCUUCUACCAGCGGUAGUACUGGCUCCGGCAUCAGUACCAGUGACGACAGCGGCAGUGGAAGUGCAGGUGCAAGUGCAACUAGCCCUGAUACGAGCAGCAGCAGCAGUGAACCAACUCAAGAUUCGGCUUCUGCCACUCCGACCAAUGCCGCUGCAGGCAUGAAUGCCCCUGGUGCUAUCUCUAUGGUUGCUCUCGCUGGUCUGAUGCCCUUGGCUUGGCUUUAA
Molecule: messenger RNA, 651 nt
Organism: Penicillium waksmanii
Lineage: Eukaryota; Fungi; Ascomycota; Eurotiomycetes; Eurotiales; Aspergillaceae
Product: putative GPI anchored protein
Exons: 2
Coding region: 1-651 (216 amino acids)
Source: RefSeq, a predicted model, not a curated record